AAUCCGAAUGUAAACACUAAACAUUAAACACGCUUGUCUCAAAACACUGCAGAGUCCAGUAAUUAUAACAGCUUUUAAGUUAUUAAGUACACUGUACACAGGUCAUAAUAUAAUCUGUGGUUAUUGUAUAAUUUAAUAUGUGUAAUUAUUUUUAUAGUGAAACAACAAAUAUGCAUUAAAAAAAAAAACCAAUUGCUAACAAGUGCAUUUUUUGCACUAUGUCUAUAAGCGUUAAUGAUAUUUUUAUCGGAGAAGUGGCAUCUGUCCAAAACUAUGGAGCGUUUAUUAGAAUACCGGGAAAUAAACAACAAGGUCUGGUACAUCGUACUCAAAUGUCUAGAGCGCCAGUGGAUGACGCAACAGACGUAUUGUCCAAAGGAGACAAAGUGUGGGCCAAAGUCAUUGGAACGGACGAUGGAAAAAUUUCGUUGUCAAUGAAAUUAGUCGAUCAAGGCAGUGGACGAGACUUGGAUCCAAAUGGAGUUCAAAUGUUCCAAGAUGAACAAAGAAGAAAAAUUCAGCCAAACUCGAAAGGCAAGCGAACAAUACAGCUUGACGCAGUGUACAAUACAAAAUGUGUAAAAUGUGGAACUGGUGGACAUUUAGCCAAGGAUUGUUUUAAGGGUCAUUCUGGAAAAACUUAUGAUCUUUUACCAGAAGAUGACGACAGUGACGACUUAAAAGUUGCAUCGAAUGUUGCCACAAAACCUGAAUUAAAGACUGAAAGCAAUGUGCCUAUAAAAUCUGAAAAAAAGAAAAAGAAAAAAAAGUCUAGCGACAUAAAGAAGAAAAAGAAAAGAAAAAGGCAUUCGUCAACUUCGUCAUCAAGUAGUUCGAGUUCAGAUGGCAGUUCGAAAAAAAAAUCAAAAAAACACAAGAAAAAACGAAAACGGGAAUAAAUUGAAAUUAAAUGAAACCUACAAGUUUACACAAGAAAAUUUAACUAAUGUAAAUAAAUAUUUAAUUAUAAAACAAUCUACUAAAAAAAUUUUUUUCCUAGUACGUUUGUUUGUAUAAUGAUGUGUGGUUUUUUUUUAUCUGAAGAUUCCAUAACUUUUUAAGUUUUUAUAUUGUUGUAAUUGUAAGUUAUGUUUAUCUAAUAUUGUUUAGAUACAAAGCCUUGAUCAAACGAUUUUCCAAAACAUUUUUUUGGAUCCAAACAUAAGUGUGUAUUUAUGAAAUAUAACUUACAUUUUUAACUGUUUUGUUUGUAUUUUUCAAAGUAUUAUUUGAACUCGAA
This is a messenger RNA of Adelges cooleyi (spruce gall adelgid), 1240 nucleotides long. Its product is annotated as zinc finger CCHC domain-containing protein 17-like. Gene Ontology annotation, molecular function: RNA binding; zinc ion binding. The transcript is spliced from 6 exons. NCBI's taxonomy places the organism in Eukaryota, Metazoa, Arthropoda, Insecta, Hemiptera, Adelgidae. The record is from RefSeq and is a predicted model, not a curated record. Bases 219 to 899 code for a protein of 226 amino acids. Gene Ontology annotation, biological process: RNA stabilization.